Morone saxatilis (striped sea-bass) is the source of this 731-nucleotide messenger RNA. RefSeq names its product transmembrane protein 252-like. Bases 207 to 731 code for a protein of 174 amino acids. NCBI's taxonomy places the organism in Eukaryota, Metazoa, Chordata, Actinopteri, Moronidae. The record is from RefSeq and is a predicted model, not a curated record. The transcript has 2 exons.
CUGCACCUACAUUUGUUGGUACUUAAACUUGGUUAGAGGAUUUAUUUAUGUUUAGGCAAGUCCGGAACUGAACAGGUACUAAAGAGAUCAAACCAUAAGACUCCUUAAAUACCUUCUUCCUGAUACCAGUGUCCCCAUAAGAGGACAAAGGAAGAAAAGGGCAACUGGAAACUCUAAUAAAGAAGCAGCAGGUGAGUUAAAUAAUUAUGAAUGUGAAGAAACAGCUGUGGUCCUUGGCCCGUAUUGCGCUGCCUGGUGUGGGAUUUUCGUUGACCUGCAGCGGGGCCUACCUGGUGUCCCUGCAGACAGAGUAUGGGUUCUCUUGGAAAGUCAUCCCUGCCUACAUCAUGAUUGUGUUGGGCUUCUUGGCUAUGCUCAUCGGAGUCUUCUGGAGCAUCUGCCACAGCAUGAAGAGCAAGAUGUACCAGAGAGGAAGACCUGAACGAAACAUCCAGGUCUACACUAUUGAAAGACCAAGUUCCUUCCCUCCAUCGUACGAGGAGUCACAGGGCAGCCAAGUGUGUCCUGAUACAGCCCCUGAGUUUGUUGUUGUGGUUGAUGGGGUGGAUGUGGUGAUGAGCCUCGCUCCUCCUCUGUACAGCCAGGACAGCUCGGAGGCUCCAGACUGCACGUGGAGUUGGGAGCAGCCUCCUCGGUACAGUCAAGUAGAGCGUAUUCAGCAGGGGGACGUGGAUGCAGAGGAGCGGAGGGAGGCCUUGUCUGGACACUGA